This is a messenger RNA of Lodderomyces theae, 1617 nucleotides long. RefSeq names its product oxidoreductase. The coding region runs from base 1 to 1617 and encodes 538 amino acids. The transcript has a single exon. Gene Ontology annotation, molecular function: oxidoreductase activity. The record is from RefSeq and is a predicted model, not a curated record. NCBI's taxonomy places the organism in Eukaryota, Fungi, Ascomycota, Pichiomycetes, Serinales, Debaryomycetaceae.
AUGUUGAUGAACCGCUCAAUACAAACUAUUCUACUACGAAGAGGUCCAUGUAGAAGUCAUCUAAGAUUCAACUCAACUAAAAAGAACAACACAGAGCAGGAGAAUAAUGGUGAUAAUGACAAAUCUGUCUCCAAAAGAGAUGAUGAUACUCACAUUCAACAAUUCAAAAUCAAACAAACCACGUCCAAAUCAGCGCCAGCUCCAAUGGGGCUGAACGGGGUAGAGCAACUAUUGAGAAAGAAUAACAAACCAUAUAUCCCCAAAUUUAAACACCAAAGGGUCACUUUUGAGUACCCCGAGCUCCCCAAUGAAGAUCAGUAUAAUAACCUCAGCAAUAAACCGAAGCGAAUUUCGCGAUGGACGAGAUAUAUCCCCAAGAUAUUGACCGUGGUUGGUGUGGCUUGGGCUGCGUAUACUAUCAAAGUUUGGUACUGGGAUGACCCAGAAGAAGGACAAGAUAGUAAUGAAUUACUAGAUCCAAAUGAAUUUCACAAGUUUAUUGUGACUCACAAGGAGCAAAUUGACGAUGACCAUUAUAUGAUUGAGCUCAAGUCGAAAUACGACCGGUGGGAGUAUAGUUUUGCCACUAACCCAGACAAGAAAUGUUUAUGGGACGGAGAUCGUAUAUGGUCGGUUGAGGUGAAACAACCCGAUAUCAAUGUUGUUAGAUCGUACACACCAUUGCCUAUGUACUACAUGAAGUCCGAGUAUACUAGAUCUGGAGAAAAGAAGCCGCUUUUGAGAAUCUUGAAUCCUGAAGCGGACGAUUUGGACAAGAAUGGCACAAUGUGUCUUUAUGUGAAGAGGUAUAAGCAGGGUGAAGUAUCGCGAUACAUUACCGAUCGUGAGAUUGGUGAUGAGUUGGAGUUGAGAGGCCCUACGAUCGAGUACAAGUUCCCCUAUCAUCCAUUGAAAAAGAUUCAUCAACGUCCGAUAUUCAAAGACUUGCCAUCGAAAGUCGAGCCGGAUAACUUGAUUGAAUCAAUCAAGAGAGAUCUGGACUUGCCUGCUGUUGACAAUUUAGAUUUUUUUGCGGCUGGCACUGGUAUUGCUCCUAUUUUGCAAGUUUUGUUUUCCAAAAACCCAUAUUUGGGGCAUGUUACGAUCCAUUACUCGGCUCAAAAACCAGGUGAAAUUGGCAUUUUGCUGAGAUUUUUACUUUUCUUGAAUAAACUAGAUCGUGUUAGUAUCCACUACCAUUACGAUAGCGAUCCAAGCACCAUGUUGACAUCAAAAGAGAUUCAACCACCAUCUAAACCAAACUAUUAUUCACCAAAGAAAUUGGACGAAGCCACAGCAAACCUCUCUCCUCAAGAAGCAUUGAAUGUGAGAAUGCAAGUUAUGCAGCAGAAUGAAGCCUCAAUGAAGCUGGAAAAGGUGAAAAAGUUGGUCCAAUCAUCAAGUGAACGUGGUGAACGAUACGAAACUGCUUUGGAACAAGCAAUCGCCACCGCAUCAAGACCCAAAACUCCAGCUGCGUUAGCCAUUGUUUGUGGACCCGAUGGAUACGUUGAACACGUGUCGGGGGCUAAGGAUUUGGUACACAAAGCGCAAGGGCCAGUUACUGGAUUACUUGGAGAGAAGAAGUGGGACAAUUCCAAUGUAUAUAAAUUAUAG